AUGAUCAUAUUAAAGUGGGCCGCCUUGGCGGGAUUGGUAGCAUCCCUGGAUAUCCUAGGAGUGAAGCCCGAAGAUCAGCAUCUAUAUAAGGCUGACAAUGGAAAAUGGGCAUGUCUCCUGGACCCCUCUAUAGUGCUUGACCAUAGUCAGAUCAACGACGAUAUCUGUGACUGUCCCGAUGGGUCAGACGAGCCAGGCACUGCUGCAUGCUCCCACUUGAGAGAUAGAAGUCAUGGUUUUUACUGUGCCAAUGAGGGUUUCUUCCCAAGUUACAUUGAAAACUUCAAGGUCAACGACGGCGUCUGCGAUUACGAAAUCUGUUGCGACGGCUCUGACGAAUGGGCCAGUGGCAAGUGUCCUAACAAGUGUGAUGAAGUGAAGCAAAAGUUUGACAGUUUUGUUCAAACACGGAAGGCCGACAUCGACAAGGCAUUGAGAAUUCGUGAUCAGUAUGUGAGGAAGGCUGAACGCGCCAAGGCCACUGUCGUCCAGCAAUUGGAGCAAAUCCAAGAGGAGAUAGCCGUUCUCGAAGGACAGCUUGAAAAGGAGAACAGGAGGCUUGCUGAUGCAAAGAAGCGUGCUGAACAAGGCUCAGAGGAUGAAGGUACGGUGAAGAAAAUCUCAGAGUUAACCACGCAGCUUCAAAGCUACAUCAAAGACUCAAUUGCUUCUGAAAAAAGAAGCAAGUCAACUAUCAACAAACUCGAGGGUCUCUUGAAUGACUUGGUGGAGAAUUAUAACCCGAACUACAACGAUGCCAGUGUGAAGCAGUGCGUCAAUCAGUUCAGAGAAUACAUUACUGGUAAGGAGGAAGAACCCGAAAAGUCUUCGUUCUCAAUAGAGCUGUUUACUGAGAAGUUGAGGAGCCUCAAACCUCCUAGCUUGAAUCCACAAGAUUACAUUUCCAUCGAACCUACAUUCGACAACAUGUUGCAUCACUACUUCACGAAAUUCGUCAACACAUUCAAGCCAAAGACCGAGGAGCACGAGAAGAAGGAGGAAAAGCCUAGCGGUCCCGUCAGCAAUAAAGAGAUCACCAGCAUCGAGAAGUCUAUCGAAAAGUUGGAGAAGGAAUUACACUCCAAAAAAUCAGAGGCCUCAAUCUACGAAGACAAUGUGAACAAGGUCUUCGGCAAAGACGACAUUCUCAGAGCUGUCGAAAAAGAAUGGGUCAAUCGCAAGAUUGGCGAAUACAACUACAAGAUUGGAUAUCUAGACUCCAUUUACCAAGACAAUACACUCGUGGGGCGUUUGACCGGUGUGACAGGCUCAACUCAAAUGCUGGAAUGGUCCACAUAG
Molecule: messenger RNA, 1299 nt
Organism: Candidozyma duobushaemuli
Lineage: Eukaryota; Fungi; Ascomycota; Pichiomycetes; Serinales; Metschnikowiaceae
Exons: 2
Coding region: 1-1299 (432 amino acids)
Biological process (GO): N-glycan processing
Cellular component (GO): glucosidase II complex
Source: RefSeq, a predicted model, not a curated record